Erythranthe guttata (spotted monkey flower) is the source of this 1116-nucleotide messenger RNA. Lineage: Eukaryota; Viridiplantae; Streptophyta; Magnoliopsida; Lamiales; Phrymaceae. The record is from RefSeq and is a predicted model, not a curated record.
AUGGCAUCCCCACCUAGAAAUCCUCCUCCAGCCGCCGAUGCUGUUCCAAUCAGCUACAUUGAGCCCGGAGAUGAGCUGAACCCGAUUGACCCAGAUAAUUUUGAUUUUGUGGGUCCCUCUUCCACCGCCGGAAGGUUUCCAACGCGCCGGUCCAAGCGCACAAACCCCUUCCCAGAUCUGAAUACUGCGGUGCCACAACGCCGGAGAGGAGAAAACUCUCCCCGGAGAGGAAGCAGAGGUGGAAGAAGAGGAGGCAGAGGUGGCCGCACUCCUGUUAGGUCAAAUCCACCAAGAGGUCUUCAUUUGGUGGAUGAAGAAACUGAUGAUGAAGAAGGAGACCCUACAUUUGCUGCACCACAGGCUCAAGCCUUGUCCUCCAGUUCCUCCGAGUCAUCAUCCAACAACUCACCUUCCCCAGCAUCAACUCAGGGGGAGACAUCACAGCCCAGCAUGGCAACAGCAGCCUCUCAACAUUCUGCUCCAGAAGAUGCUGCUGCACCUGUUUCUGAAGGUGUUGCUGCACAUGCUACAGAAGAUGCUGCUGCACCUACUGUUUCAGAAAAUGCUCCUCAGAAUGCUGCUGAGGAUGCUGGCCCUUAUCAGGAUGAAGAAAUGCCUGAUUUCUCUGGAAUGUCAUCAGCAGAGCAUGUAGAUAUUCCAUCUGUGGAUGCUCAAGACUUCACCACUACAGAAGAAACUCCAUCAGCACCUCAUGGAGAUCCUCUGGAAACUCUGGCAGAAGCAGCAGUUCAAGCAGAUGCAACUCCUCCUCAGGCUGAAGAAUCAGAGAAAAGUGAAGACAGUUGGGAGGUUCCACUAGCUACUUUUCGCAAAAACUUGUCCUCUUCUGAUUCUGACAGUGAAUCCUCUGAAGAUUCUUCUCAGCAGGAAGAAGGUGUUGCCCCACCUGCUGCAUCACCUGAACCAGCAUAUGUCCCUGAUGAGCUUGAAGAUUCAGAAGAUGAUGAUUUUUCAGAAGAAGAAGAACCAGACUUGGAUGGGAAGAAUUUGUCAACCCCUUUUGAGAGAUCUUCUAUUGCAGCAGCUUACUCAUUCUCUAGCUCAGAUUACCUAUCAUCAGUCCAUGGUGGAGAUGAUUCAGAAGGCUCUUUCUGA